AUGCCCGCGCCGCAGGGCGAGCCGCCGGUGCUCGACGACCAGGCGCGGUUCGAGAUUAUCAUGAAACACGGCCACCAGGACCUCGUCCAGGCGGUCGCAUUCAAUGCCUAUGGCGACCGCUGCGCGACGGGCUCCGUUGACGGCAAGAUCCGCGUGUUCAACCGCCACCGCGACGGCAUGUGGCGGCUGUGCGACAACUGGGGCGCCCACGGCGGCGAGAUUCUGGACCUCCAAUGGCUGCCGCCAACCAUCUAUCCCAACCUGCUGGCGUCUAUGGGCAUCGAGGGCCGCUUCAAGCUGUGGACCGAGGACCCAGCAGCGGCGCCCGGCCGGCGCUUCAGCCAGCGUGCCAAAGGUAAUGCCAAGGCCGCUUUUGAGACACGGUCGCCUCGGUCGCCGUACCGGUCGUUUUCUAUGAAGCACAACGACGAGACGCGGCACACGUACUUGGCUCUGCUCGCGGCCGACGGCACGCUGACCGUCCUGGAAAACGAGGUGCCCGAGAACCUCUCCGACUACGCCAACGUCGACGAGCUGCGCGUCUGUCCGAAGCCAGCCCGCGGCGAGGAGGCGAGCUUCCGGGUGCAGUUCGACCCGAAUCCGGAGCCGUGCUUUACGGCGCUGCGGGCGGGCGUGCGCGCCGACUCGCUGAGCCUUGUGGUGGCGGCCAUGGACGCGGUCAAGAUCUACCGAACACGGCCCAUCACGACGACGUCCUACGGCUUGCAGGGUAUGGGCCGCGCAUUUUACCUUGCCGCCGAGGUCAAGGGCCACCGCGGGCUGGUGCGCGACAUUGCGUGGGCCCCAGGCAACUUCCGGGGAUACGACAUUAUUGCGACGGCGUGCCAAGACGGCUAUGUGCGUGUUGUGCGCCUCGACACGCCCUUCUCAGCCAACGAGGACGGCAAGACGUGGGCGGCGCACGACAUUGUAGUGAAGACCGGCGACGGGGCCGGCGGUGGCUCCAACAGCGUCAACGCACGGCGGAAGCGCGACGGCAAGCCCGGGUCGUCGUCGGGCGGCCUGAUCACGGCAGCGGCGGCGGCGUCGGGCUCCACAACACCCGCCGGGCCCAGCUCGUUGUCGACGCCCGCCUCUGUGGCGUCGUCGCUGUCCUCCACGACACGCGACCUGGUCCCCGACGCAGGCGCCUCGGACGAGACGGGUGGCACGCUGCUCGACCCGCACGGGAACAGCAGCGCAAUCAGUUCAACGGCGACGUCGUUCUCGGGACUGCCGCCCAUCCCAGACGCCUCGACACACGGCGGCGGCAUAGCAGCUGGCGACCGCCACUGGACGGGCGAGGCUGGGCAGGUGCGGCACACGGUGCGCGAACUGUCCAAGCUGGAAAACCACCGGACACCCGUGUGGCGUGUGUCCUUUGACGACGAUGGCCAGAUCCUGGGCAGCGUAGGCGACGACGGCAAGCUUCUGUGCUAUCGACAGACACCAGACGGCUCGUGGGCACGGAGUUCAGAGUUGACAGUCAUGAAGAUGCGCAUGGCGGCUCCAUGA
Messenger RNA from Sporothrix brasiliensis 5110, 1515 nucleotides. RefSeq names its product nucleoporin SEH1. The record is from RefSeq and is a predicted model, not a curated record. NCBI's taxonomy places the organism in Eukaryota, Fungi, Ascomycota, Sordariomycetes, Ophiostomatales, Ophiostomataceae. Gene Ontology annotation, biological process: cellular response to amino acid starvation; positive regulation of TORC1 signaling. Gene Ontology annotation, molecular function: structural molecule activity; protein binding. The transcript has 2 exons. Bases 1 to 1515 code for a protein of 504 amino acids. Gene Ontology annotation, cellular component: nuclear pore outer ring; Seh1-associated complex.